AUGAUGCAUGGUAUACCAGUUUGUGUGUUCUUGACCGUCAGCGCCGUGAUUGGAGGAGCGGUAAGUUAAGUGGUGAUGAAGGGGUGACAAAGGGUGCUGUAUACUUCAUAGAGCACAUUACGGUAACUUUGAGGACAAAAGCUUUGAACGAAAAAGCUAGCAGCUAGCCUGGAGACAGUUCUUACUGUCAGUUCAAUAUGAGAGGUACUUCAAGCGCCAUCACCCGACUUUUUUUCGAUUUUUGCGUGCCUUUUCUUAAUAGUCCAAUUACUUAUGAAACCCUGAAGAUUUUAGCUAUUUUCCGCAAUAGCAGCCGGAAUAAUUAAUAGUCCUUUCUUGGCGAAAGAUCAUGUAAAACGAGCAGAGUCCGACAGAGAAAGAAAAUCCGGUCUUAACUUUCAAAGUCUCCUAUGAAACCUUGAUUUUCUGUAAGAUUCAUUUUGCACCUCGCAGUAGAUCACGCCUCUAGAAGAAAUGUCCAAAAAUCAAUCCCGUAUUUUACCCCGCUUUUUUCAGUUCGCCCUCCCAAGGAACCGAAAUCUUCUGAUCUCCCCAUUCAAAGAGCAGUACUUUUCGACACUGGGAGAUGUCGUCCUCACACCAAUGGUCGAUUUGCCAGAAGAGGCCAAUGCGACGAAUCAGGAAUCAAACUCAAUUGCCAGCAAAUUCAUCUAUCAACAGGUCAUGGCCGCAGUCAGAGACGCCGUGAGAGAAAGAGAGCGCGAGGGAUUACCAGUAAGUUCAACAAUGGGAUCAGAGGGGACUAGAUUAGAGUAAGAAACAGACAGUAAAGAAAUUCAGUUACAGCCUAUAACUUCUGCGUAGAAACAGCAUCAAAACGUUCUAGGGGAAAGUCCUCAACUGCUGAUGCCCGCAGAAAGGAUUUUCUUGGCCAUAUAAGAGUGAAGAAAUAAGAUCGCACCGGUCGUUCCAAAGCAAAACGUUAAAAACGCUUUUCCUCACUUUUUUUUGAAAAAAUUGAAUGGAAAAACCUGAGAAAAAAAGGCCGACAUGAGAAAAAAGGUCGAGAAAGCAAAUCUAGCGUCUUUUUCAAAAUCUGAAAAUCCAUAUCUUUAGAAUUUUUAGCAAAAAAUCAAGCGAAAGAGAGAGAGGUGAGAGAAAAAGAGGGCUCUCUCUUGAUUCUCUCUGCAUUCGAAAAUCAUACUAGGCGGGCCAAAAAGUCUUGACAUGUUUUCGCACCGUGCGGGCGCAUGAAUUCGGCGUUGCGACGAGGUGUCGCGCGAUAAAAAUUUGGCGGGGUGCGAAUGAAGAACGCACUGUGCGUUGUUUACCCUUUUUCAAAAUAAUCUUUUUGCACUGUGCGGUGUCGCAUUGCACCGUGAAUUUUUCUUGUCAUAUUUCAUGCACGACGGCGCACUGUGCAGACAUGUCAAGACUUUUUGGCCCGCCUAGUAAAGAUAAGGCCAAAAACAUUGUUCUGUAAUCGCCUCUCUUUCGAUAGUCAGCAAAGAUUGCUGAAUACCUCGGCAGAGGCUGAAACUUUUAGUAAUUGAUAUGUGGGCUAUACAGGCUAUGUGUGCAAGAUUUCUAACAGAUCUGAGCGUAAGAAAAACCACUUUGACAUUUUUUAAAAUCUAGGUGGUUCGACAAAAGUAUAUAACUUUUACAACUUAGCAUUCUACUACUUGAUUUGUAUCGUUCUUAAAAAUUUUUCUACUUUAUAAGUAUUCCCAUUUCCAGGUCGAACAAGCCUUACCGAUCUUCCCGAAGCCCGCCAAGAGACGCCAACGAUACCAGCAGCACUUCGACGUGUUAGCCGGCGGUGGAUUGGGUCGUUAA
This is a messenger RNA of Bursaphelenchus xylophilus (pine wood nematode), 1800 nucleotides long. Lineage: Eukaryota; Metazoa; Nematoda; Chromadorea; Rhabditida; Aphelenchoididae. The record is from the annotation of a GenBank genome assembly.